AAUUUAUCUUUUAGUCGAGUCGUUUAAAUAAAAUUGCCUGCCGAAUCGUUAAGAAGCUAUAUUACAAAUUAUCUACCCUUAUAUUUUACAAUUUUUGUUAUUUCUCAUUAGCAACCCUAUUUUGUAAAGAAUCAAAAUGUCAACUGCCUUAGGAACUGAAGAUUUUCCUACUUUAUCAUUAGUUCCUAAAAAAGAAACUGGAGUCACUAAUUUUUUAAUUAAAAAUCCAAUUUAUGAUGGUCGCAACGUAACAAUAGCUAUAUUUGAUUCCGGUGUUGAUCCUGGAGCUCCUGGACUAAAAGUGACUAGUGAAGGAAAGCCUAAAGUUAUUGCUAGGUAUGAUUGUAGUGGUGCCGGAGAUGUUGACACUUCAACUAUUGUUAAAGCUGAGAAUAAUGAAAUUAAAGGACUUAGUGGUCGAACACUAAAGAUUCCAAACAGUUGGAUAAACCCCAGUGGUGAAUAUCAUAUUGGUAUAAAAAAUGCUUAUGAGUUAUACACAAAAAAUGUACAGCAACGUAUUGAAGAAGAAAAGAAAGAAAAAUCAUGGGAUAUUUAUCAUAAACCAUUAUUAUCAAAAUCAAUUUCUGAUCAAAAUAAAUUUAAUAAUGAAAAUGAUGGUUCUAAAAUUCCAUUAACUAGAAGCCAAAAACUUAUAAAAGAAGAUUUAGAUAAUACUGUUGAAGCUUUACAAAAUUUAGAAAAAAAGUAUAAAAGUAUUACUCCGGUUUAUGAUUGUGUUGUUUUUCACAAUGGAAAACAAUGGCUUGUAUGUUUGGAUACAUCAGAAAUAGGAGACCUGGAAUCAUGUAAAGUUAUGGGAGAGUUCAGUGAAGAUCCAAAAAAUAAUUAUGAUUAUAUUACCACCUCUGAUUUUGUAUGUUAUUCAUUUAAUGUAUAUAAUGAUGGAAAUGUAUUAGAAAUAGUAUCCCUUGGCUCAUCGCAUGGGACACACGUUUCUGCUAUUGCUGCUGGAUGUUUCCCAGAUGAACCUGAAAAAAAUGGUGUGGCUCCUGGAGCACAAAUUAUUUCAUUAACUAUAGGUGAUAGUCGCCUAGAAACUAUGGAAACUGGAACUGCAAUUGUUAGAGCUAUGAUAAAAGUAAUGGAGCUUAAAAAAAAAUACAACAUAGAUGUAAUCAAUAUGAGUUAUGGGGAACAUUCAAAUUGGUCUAAUGCAGGGCGAAUUGGUGAUUUAAUGAAUGAUAUAGUGGAUAAAUAUGCUGUAACUUGGGUUGCUUCAGCUGGUAAUCAUGGACCAGCUUUAUGUACCAUAGGAGCUCCACCAGAUAUUUCUAAGACAAUGAUUAUAGGUGUUGGAGCGUACGUUUCACCAGAUAUGAUGGCAGCCGAUUAUUCUUUAUUGAAUAAAUUACCUGGAAAUACUUACACGUGGUCUUCAAGAGGUCCAACUAUAGAUGGUGGUAGAGGUAUUAGUGUUUGUGCACCUGGUGGUGCUAUUGCUUCUGUGCCUGGUUAUAUGUUAAGAGGUACCCAGCUAAUGAAUGGAACAAGUAUGUCGGCACCUCAUGUUGCUGGAGCAGUAGCUGUUUUAAUCUCUGGACUCAAGGAUAAAAAUAUAAUAAUCUGCCCAUAUUUUAUAAAAAGAGCAUUAGAAAACUCAGCACAAUAUCAAGACAAGAUUGAUCAUUUUUCACAAGGACAUGGUUUAUUACAGGUUGAAAAAUCAUUUGAAUAUUUAUGUCAGAAUUACAGUGAAACAGAAUCUUAUUUAAAAUUUAUAAUAUCUUGUGGAGCUGAUGGCAAAAAAGGAAUCCAUAUAAGAAAUGGGAUAGAAGAUAAAGCUACUGAGCAUUCAGUAAGUGUGGAACCAGUAUUUAUGAACAACAGUGAAGUUGAUGCUCAAAAAAAAAUCAACUUUCAAAUAAGUUUAUGUUUAGUUUGCGAUGCUUCUUGGGUACAAGUUCCUAAACACUUAGAACUAAUGUACAUGUCACGCAAUUUCAAUGUCAAAAUUGACCCUAGUGGAUUGCCUACUGGUGUUCAUGGAGCUACUGUGAAGGCCUAUGACACGAAGAAUACCGGAAAAGGGCCCGUAUUUACUUUUGAAGUGACUGUUGUUCGCCCCUUAAUAACGAACAGUUCUGGAUUUAUUUCAUACGAGAAUGUGAAAUUUGAAGCCGGUACAAUAAAUAGACAUUUUAUUUUAGUUCCGAAAAAUGUUUCAUGGGCUUCACUUCAUAUCAAACAUUUGGACAAUAAUACAACCGCCAAUUUCAUUUUGCACACUGUUCAAUUGUUACCUCAAAAAUCAUGUAAAUAUAUGGAAACUCAAAAAAUGUUCAACUUGAAAUCGAAUGUUAUACAAACGCAUUUUGUUGUCCAGGAAAAUGUGGUAUUAGAAUUUGUGUUGGCUAAAUAUUGGUCCAGCUCCGCAAAUAUGAACUUGUCAUACAAAUUACAAUUUCAUGGUGUUGUACCUCAAACUAGACAAUUAACAGCAUAUCAUGGUAUGGGACUCCAUUCGGUGACUUUGAGACCAGGAAUUAAGAAUGAGGAAAUUCAUCCGGCUGUUUCUUUGAAACAACUUGUCACUGUUCUAAAACCUAAUGAUGGGAAAAUUAUAACAUUGUCUUCCCGUGAUGUUAUUCCAUUACAAAGGCCUAUUUAUCAAUUAAUAUUAACUUAUUCAUUUUCACUGGCGAAAACAACUGAAACUUAUUUGAGUUGUGGAUUAUUUGAUGAACUAUUAUAUGAAUGUGAAUAUGAAUCUCAAUUAUGGAUGAUUUUUGAUUCCAAUAAACAGUACAUUACUUCUGGUGAUGCGUAUUCAAGUAAAUACAUUAAAAAACUAGAUAAAGGAGACUAUCAUGCUAAAAUGAUUGUAAGGCAUGAGCGAAAAGAACUUUUAGAUAAAAUUUCUGAGUUACAAAUUCAAUUAGUACAAAAAUUGCAAAAUCCUUUAACCUUAGAAAUAUACAAUAGUCAUUAUCAAGCGUCAAUUUUUGGUAAAAAGUGUCCAAAUACUAUAAUUACACCAGAAAGUAAUUUAGUAACCUUGUAUAUAGGUACAAUUCCUAAUGAAAAGUUACUUUCAUUAAAAUUAACAGCUGGUCAAUUUUUAAAUGGAAAUAUUGUGUAUGUUAAAGAUGAAAAUGGAAAAAAAGUUGACUCUUAUAAUUUUAAAUAUUUUAUUACUGACACAUUGAAACCAAAAUCUGGUUCAAAAACAACUGAUGAGAAUAAAACAAAAUUAGAAGAAUUUAAGGAAUCCAUAUGUGAUGCAAAAACCAAUUGGUUAACUAAACUAGAGUAUGGCACUGAUUCUACGAAGCUAUAUGAAAGUUUAGCCAAAAAGUUUGGAGAAAAAAAUUCGUCAGUGCAUACUUCAUGGAUACAAUGUAUUGAGCCUGAUGACAAACGAUUGUUUCCAAAUUGUUUAAUUAAAGAUAUAGACUGUGAUAAAUUAAAUCUUAUUGUAAAUGCAGCAGAUCAAGUUUUGGCAAACGUUAAUCAAAAUGAACUCCUAGCUUUUUAUGGGAUAAAAUCAGAUCAAAGACCUGAUGCAUUGAAGCUUAAAACGACAAAUGAUAGACUAAAAAAUAAUUUAGUUGAAGCACUGAGUCGUAAAGGCGCAGCAUUAUGCCAACUUUUCUAUUUUAUGGCAGAUAGUAAAAUAAUAAUAGAAAGUAUAGAAAAAAAUAUCACUUUAGAAAUUAUAGAUGAUGUAUGGCUUCAAGUAACCCGAUUCAUUUCACCAGAUUCUGAUUUAAAGAGUUUCAACUAUUUUAAUAUUUGGUAUGGAGUCAUAAAAAAACAUUAUGGUCGUGUAAUCAAAUUACUUUUGAAGAUGCUUGAUGAUAAGAAUGUCAAAGAAAUAGAACAAUGUUUACUUUGGGCUGUUAAAGCUAAAUUUGGAGCAGAGCAAUCUAAACAUAUUAUUAAUGCUAUUACAAAUGCUCUUAUUGUACAUUAUCCUAAAAAUUAUCGCCCUUUUUAAUAUAAAUGCAAUAAAUUAGCUCGUGUAAUAAUAAU
Daktulosphaira vitifoliae (grape phylloxera) is the source of this 3996-nucleotide messenger RNA. It is a transcript of the gene TppII, whose product is annotated as tripeptidyl-peptidase 2. The transcript has 21 exons. Gene Ontology annotation, cellular component: cytosol. Gene Ontology annotation, biological process: proteolysis. Bases 137 to 3961 code for a protein of 1274 amino acids. Gene Ontology annotation, molecular function: serine-type endopeptidase activity; tripeptidyl-peptidase activity. NCBI's taxonomy places the organism in Eukaryota, Metazoa, Arthropoda, Insecta, Hemiptera, Phylloxeridae. The record is from RefSeq and is a predicted model, not a curated record.